Molecule: messenger RNA, 1776 nt
Organism: Nematocida homosporus
Lineage: Eukaryota; Fungi; Microsporidia
Exons: 1
Coding region: 1-1776 (591 amino acids)
Source: RefSeq, a predicted model, not a curated record
AUGAAUCUUAUAGGCAUUUUACAAACAAUAGUUGGCGUGCUCUUAUGCCUGCUAACUUUGGUAUGCUACAAUCAAAGCGAGGCCUAUCCUAAUAAUGACUAUCGGUCAAUACUAAAAGCAAACCGGCCAAAUACAUUUGUCGAUGAAAUACUCCGUGACACCAGCCCAGAGUGUUUUGAACGAGAACAUGUAAACUAUCAUACGCGCAAACUAGACCUAGACAAGGAGGUCCGAAUGCACCAGCACCAGCUCACGAAAAACAUCACACCCUUCGAAAGACGCGAAUGGGAUAGACGCAUUCACACAAACAAACAAGUAGUCCAAGAGUAUAAAACGCGACUCGAAUCCCAACGACUUAUUCACCACCAAGAGAUAGCUAAUAUAGCCCAGCGGUUUAAUGUUAUUGCCCCGUUUACUUUAAACAGCUCAGCCAUCUUCCGCAUGUUCCAACCCUGCUGGCACCCCAUUCCACACGACGAUCUUCUCUGCCAGAGUGAUUACCACCAUCAAGGCAUAAUUCAAAAGCUACUAGAUGUACAAGCCACGCACCAAUACCACCAACAAAUCCUAGCCACUGCCAUUGACCAAGUCUCCGUCCUCCAAUCCCAAACAAACCAAACUCUCCCCGCUGCCAAACAAGCCAUUGAUGCGUACAUCCAAACCCUUUCCCAAAUAACCCAGUACCGCAUCCAACAACUCCAGGGUAUCAUAAGGCAAACUAAUGAGUACGGUCUGGUGACUAUGCCCCUCUACUCCAUCGGUAUUCACUUUUCAAAGAACCCUCCCAACCCUUCGGUCUUUUCCACCAGAUCAUUCAGCCACGAGCAUGCUCUUCAAUUCUACUAUAUUCUCUAUACUAUCAGCGCCCACCAGCACAAUGCACAGCAAAUAGAAGCAUUCCUUCAGAGCGAUCUUCUUCCUUUCUAUUAUGCCGUCCAGCAGCGAGCCAAACUAGAGCUAAUCAUUCCUAGCAUCUAUACACACAUCAACGCCGUAUUAGCAAUCGAUAUAGUUGCCGAUCUGACCAGCCACCAGCACAGCAAACUUCCUAACCUUCUCUAUCAAGACACCAUUGAGAAUAUGUACGAUUUAUUUGCCACCUUGCUCUCCAUUCACCAAGCCAUGCUCCGUGAUCGACGGAUUUCCCUUAUCGCCACUGCCACUACUAUGCUCAAGCAUCCCCGGCACUACCAACAACGAAGAAGCUCUAAACCCAUACUGCUACCCAUUAUGACCCCAAUGCUCAUUCAUCUCCAAGCAGAGCUAAAAUAUCUCCAACUAACCACCUUAGGCGUCAACAACACCCUAACAGAUCUGCAACAAACCCAAAGCCCACUCAACAUCGACACAACCACCGAACGCACCAUCAAAUGCAUUGAAUUCCACCAAAACCAUCCACUGCCCAAAACCAAUCCCGCCCCGCCGCCAUCCGCCAACAUAAUUCACCCCAACCCCAACCCCGUCAAUACCAACACCAACAGAACCCUUACCAAUGCAUCCUACACCAUCACCGCAACCACAUCUCAAAAUAAAUCCAAUCCACCUCAACCUAAUACCAACUCAACCCAAACUAAUACCAAUCUAACCCAAACUAAUACCAACACAACUCAACCCAAUCCUAUGCCUCCCCUAAAGGAUGGAUUUAUGUUGUAUUAUUCCAGAAGCGGGGCAUCCUCCACUAGGCUAGUUAGAUCUUCACAAUUCCUUUUUAAUAUAGCCAUCCCCACCGCUUAUCUCUUUCUUGGUGCAACCAUCUUAGCCUUAGCAUGGUUGUAA